UCUCCUUCUCUCUUGGAAUCAACAAUGGAGACAAAGGCCGACGGGACCCAUGGAGAGAUCUCUAGACUAGAAGAAGGUGACGCCGGCGUUCCCUCCGGCCAAGAGUCCAAGAGCAGAUUUGGCUUUUGCACCUCAACCUCAGUUAUCACCAUGACCCAGAAGGUGGUUGCUGAGGUGAUCGGCACAUUCUUUGUGAUCUUCUCAGGCUGCGGAGCCGUCGUCGUCAACAAGCUCUACGGUGGCAAAAUUACGCAUCCGGGCGUCUCUGCGACGUGGGGUUUGACAGUGAUGGUCAUGGUCUACUCAGUCGGCCAUAUUUCUGGCGGCCACUUCAACCCUGCCGUCACCAUUUGCUUCGCCGCAUUCCGCCAGUUCCCAUUGUGGGAGGUGCCUUUCUACAUAGUGGCUCAAUUAAUGGGUUCGAUCAUUGCGAGUGGGACUCUUGCCCUCAUGUUCAGCGUAACUCACGAAGCUUUCUUUGGUACCGUUCCGGCGGGAUCUGAUGCCCAAUCUUUUGUAAUCGAAAUCGUCAUCUCUUUCCUUCUUAUGUUCGUCAUCUCCGGCGUUUCCACAGAGAAUACGGCGGUAGGAGACCUGGCCGGAGUUGCCAUUGGAAUGACGAUAAUGUUAAACGUCCUGGUCGCCGGGCCAGUUUCUGGAGCGUCGAUGAACCCGGCAAGGAGCAUUGGACCGGCCAUUGUGAAGAGUGUUUACAAGGGGCUGUGGGUGUACAUAUUGGGGCCAGUGAUCGGAACCCUAGCCGGACGAUUUGCUUAUAACUUGAUCAAACUGACUGAUACCCCUAUGCGUGAAUUGACAAAGAGCUUCUCGAAAGUCUAGCCCCUGGUAGUUGGUAGCUGAAACAGUGCGUGUAAUUAUAUUAUUAGGUCAAUUAGGCAAUUAGGCCGGAAGAGAUGAAACACGUGAUGGAAAUGUUUCGGUGCG
Messenger RNA from Diospyros lotus (date-plum), 945 nucleotides. Its product is annotated as probable aquaporin NIP-type. Gene Ontology annotation, molecular function: channel activity. The record is from RefSeq and is a predicted model, not a curated record. NCBI's taxonomy places the organism in Eukaryota, Viridiplantae, Streptophyta, Magnoliopsida, Ericales, Ebenaceae. The coding region runs from base 25 to 840 and encodes 271 amino acids. The transcript is spliced from 5 exons. Gene Ontology annotation, biological process: transmembrane transport. Gene Ontology annotation, cellular component: membrane.